Molecule: messenger RNA, 1221 nt
Organism: Nasonia vitripennis (jewel wasp)
Lineage: Eukaryota; Metazoa; Arthropoda; Insecta; Hymenoptera; Pteromalidae
Exons: 5
Coding region: 334-1146 (270 amino acids)
Source: RefSeq, a predicted model, not a curated record
GGAUGUCUGAUAAGGAGUAUGAUGAACAUUCAAGUGACAAUUUGCAAGACUUCAGUUUUGUUCAAUUUAUUCAUAGAGGGAGAAAGAAGAAAGUGGAAGCUAUUGACAUUGUGCCUAGCAAGUGGCUAGAUUAUAAUAAGAAGAACAACCGGAUGUUUACCAAGUUCCUCGAUAGCCCAUAUACUGAUGAAGAUAUUACAAUGCUGCACAAUUUGGUGAGAGAUAAUGUUGAUGCACCUGAGGAUUGGCCAACGUAUCCAGUCAAAGUGUUGGGACGAGCGACUACUUAUGCUCUUGCUAUGAUAAAAAUCAAGAGAUUGGAGACAGAAGAAAAUGUUUUUACGGCAGAUUCUGAUGAAAGCGCUUCUGGAAUACAGGAUAAAGUCUGCUGUUCACCAGAAUGCAGCAAACGAUAAAUCAAUCACAUCAGAGAUUUCAUGUGCUUCAGUUGCUAACAGUCAUUCAAAUCAGAAAAAUCCAAACGAUGAAACGGUGGAGGAUGAAGCCUCUGCAACUAAUUCACCUGCUGCUGCUGCAACAAACACGAUGGAACCAAGUGAGCCAGACAAUGGAUCUGCUGUGUCAUUGCCUCAUUCAGAUUUUGCCGUUGAAGAUGGAAAUAUCAUCCAUACAGAAGAUGGAACUGCUAUGGAAGAAUUACAAUUCCCUGUGGUUGAAGUGGAACAUUAUAAAACAAAAUCAGAGUAUUUAUUGGACAAAAAAGUUGUCCAAAACAAAAAUUCAGCAAUCGAUUUCUUCAAAAAAUAUAAUUUGUCACUACCGAUUGAGGAUAUGGAUAAAUUUCAUGCAUUCGAUGAUGAACUGAGGAAGAAUGCAUUCCUUAAAAUAGAUGUGUAUUUAGAAUUGACAUCGCUGGUUGAUCCUACAGGCUGUAUCCCAAAAAGCUUCAAUGCGAUACUAAAAAAAUUUAUAGCAAAUAGCAUUGCUCUGCAACUGACAGCAGUUAGGAAGGCUCAUGACCCAACUAAGGAGCAAAGUCAUACCAAAUUCAAGGAUACUGAGUUAUAUCAAUAUAUGUGUGUUGUAAUGACUGCAGCGAUGAAAAAAAGAAAUCUUGUUCCUUCGGAUAAACUGAUGAUCUCUGGACUGAGUUCCGUAUUGUGUAAUGCAAAAAGAUGGGACUAGGAUUAUUACAUUUUUGCUAUUGUUCAACUAUGUGAUUUCGGAAAGUACGCGUAUGCUAAUGAUCAAAAACCAAAU